Sphaeramia orbicularis (orbiculate cardinalfish) is the source of this 501-nucleotide messenger RNA. Its product is annotated as lysine-specific demethylase 5B-B-like. The transcript is spliced from 5 exons. NCBI's taxonomy places the organism in Eukaryota, Metazoa, Chordata, Actinopteri, Kurtiformes, Apogonidae. Bases 82 to 501 code for a protein of 139 amino acids. The record is from RefSeq and is a predicted model, not a curated record.
GCUGAUGUGGAUUUUACCUCAGACUGUCUCUAAAUACAGAUUGACUUGACUUGACUUGACUAAUGAUGUGAGUACUUCAAAAUGAGGAGGACGUGCCACUCAAGAACAGAUUGGGUGGAUGUGAAGUGGACAGGAGGAGUAUUAAACCACCCAUUUCAGCAGGAUGGCAACAAUUGUGGAGUUGUUGUUGUCAAGAUUGCAGAAGUCUUGAUGCAGGCCUUCCCUUUGGUCCCGGACAUCAGCUUUCAUACAUCAAAGAGGGAAAUGCAAAGGGAGAGGGAGAUCCUGGCAAUUAAACUGCUAGAGGCAUCAGUCUUUGAAGAGCACUCUUGUUGUGCAUCAUGUGCGGCUUCUAAGCCUCCAGGAUCUGGACCGCCCAUCACUGACUGGAUCCAAUGUGACACGUGUGCCAGGUGGUUCCAUGUCCAGUGCUUGGCAAUGGCCAGCAAUACAUUUGAAAAGGCCAAAGAGAGAACGUGGGAAUGUCCGUUGUGUAUCUAG